Messenger RNA from Sardina pilchardus (European sardine), 1070 nucleotides. It is a transcript of the gene gstz1, whose product is annotated as glutathione S-transferase zeta 1. Gene Ontology annotation, cellular component: mitochondrion; cytoplasm. The record is from RefSeq and is a predicted model, not a curated record. The transcript is spliced from 9 exons. Gene Ontology annotation, molecular function: maleylacetoacetate isomerase activity; glutathione transferase activity. Gene Ontology annotation, biological process: glutathione metabolic process; L-phenylalanine catabolic process. The coding region runs from base 88 to 738 and encodes 216 amino acids. Lineage: Eukaryota; Metazoa; Chordata; Actinopteri; Clupeiformes; Clupeidae.
AGGAGGAUCUCGGCAAUCCCCUCCGAUUGGUUAGCUAGAUUGACGAGUGCUGCAUGUUGCCAGCAGUAGUAUUCGGCGUUUCUACAAAUGGCAACUUCUACUAAGCCUGUCCUUCAUGGAUACUUCAGAAGCUCAUGCUCUUGGAGGGUACGCAUUGCUUUGGCUCUGAAAGGAAUUGACUAUGACCAGAAAAACGUAAAUCUCAUAAAAGAUGGUGGGCAACAGGUAACAGAUCAAUACAAAAAAGUGAACCCCAUGCAGCAAGUACCUGCUUUGACCAUUGAUGACAUGACAUUGUCUCAGUCGUUGGCCAUCAUCCAGUAUAUUGAGGAAACACGCCCUGGACCUCAUCUUCUUCCACCUGACCCCAAAAAGCGUGCCCAGGUGCGCAUGAUCUGCGACAUCAUUGCUUCUGGAAUCCAGCCAUUGCAGAACCUUUAUGUGAUCAAAAAGAUUGGUGCUGAGAAAGAUUCAUGGGCCCACCAUUUCAUUCAGCGUGGGUUUGAAGCCCUGGAGCCUAUCCUCAAACAGACUGCAGGAAUAUGCUGUGUCGGGGAUGAGAUAUCCAUGGCGGACAUUUGUCUUGUUCCUCAGGUCUACAAUGCUGAGAGGUUUAAGGUGGACAUCUGCCAGUUUCCAACUAUCGAAAGGCUAAAUCAGACAUUAUUAAAAAUCGAGGCCUUCAAAGUCAGCCAUCCUUCAUGUCAACCAGAUACACCUGCUGCCAUGCAGGCAUAACAUGUAACACCUUUGUAACACCAUUUAUAUCACUGAUUGAAGAGAUGCUAUGGUGUGUCUAUAAUUACCUUUUAAAGAAGAACUGGAAUGAGGAACGGACAGAAUGUAAGUUGACAACAUGUGCUUAUCAAAACUGUAAACAAAUGAAUCUAUAAAAAAUAAUAAUAAAAGCACAUGUAUCCCCACACACACUGAAAUUUAUGUUUGUUGUUAUCAGAGCACAGCCACGUUUGAUUACAUCACUGGCAUGAUAUGUUAACAAGACCUAUUGACUUUAUUUUGUUUCAGUUCCCCUUUAAGGUUCAAUUAAUUAAAAUACCUUCAUACAAAUA